Molecule: messenger RNA, 333 nt
Organism: Symbiodinium sp. CCMP2592
Lineage: Eukaryota; Dinophyceae; Suessiales; Symbiodiniaceae
Source: the annotation of a GenBank genome assembly
AUGUUGGCCGACGCAGAAGCUAGCCUGGAGGCACGACUUGUCUUCGUCAAGCUUGGCCAUGACUGCUUCCUUCUGUGCCAGAUCACCAUGACGAAGAAUCGAAAUGCACCAGCAGAGUUAAAGGCCCGAGUGCACGAGGGUCUUGUGUGUUCGGGCGUCAUGCUGAUUCGCUUCUGGACAGUUUUGGCCUUUCCUUCGCAUCAGGCCGUAGAGGAGAACCAGGCGCAGCUUGACUACAACGCCUCCGUGGCAAAGCAGGACCAGCUUGCGUAUGAAAUGGAGCUGUGCGUCAUCAAGUUGGCAAAUGCGAACAAGCUGAUCGAUGGUCUAUAG